Argiope bruennichi is the source of this 1866-nucleotide messenger RNA. Its product is annotated as calcyphosin-like protein. The transcript is spliced from 5 exons. Lineage: Eukaryota; Metazoa; Arthropoda; Arachnida; Araneae; Araneidae. The record is from RefSeq and is a predicted model, not a curated record. Gene Ontology annotation, molecular function: calcium ion binding. Bases 547 to 1191 code for a protein of 214 amino acids.
GAAGUCUAUUGCACGACGCGGAAGCAAUCUGGAGACAUCUUUGUGCAAUAAAACGUGUCAUGCAUUUAACAUUUCAACCUAAUUUGAGGUUUUUAACCUCAUCUCCUUUCUUACGAUUAUUGGGCGCCAUCUUUUGCUUUUAUGACUUAGUUUUCAACUUGUCUUCAUUUAUUGCUCACUUGAUGUUAGACACCUGUGGAGAAAUCAGUCGUCACUUCAUUUGGUGAUAAUCGGUGGUAAUCAUCAAGUGACAAUCAGUGACUUGAUUAAAUGGCAAAAAGUGACUUUAUUAAGUUACCAUCAUUGGGAAUAUCAUCGUUAUUUUAUUGACCUCUAAUAUCUUAAGAAAAUAGUUGAUGUUUUUAUUUGAAUUAGCAGUACAUGUGGAUUUCCCAAGCCAUUUACUGCCUUGCCGUUCAUGAUGAAUACUGCAUCAAUACCAUGAGAUGACAAUUGUUUGUCUUAUAAUCACAUAACUUGAAGUCAUUUCUGGAUAAGAAGUUUUCCUUUCUUUAAAAAUCGGUGGUUUACCCUAGAAUAUGAGUCAUGUAUCGUCCUAUGUCCGCACAAACCAGAAACGAAAACUUGAUGCGAGCCAGUGCAACCCGGCGGUUAGCAAGAGCUACAGAUCCUGUUGAAAAACUUCGACUGCUUUGUUUACAAAGAGGUUCCAGUGGUAUACUGGGACUAGGGAGGGUUUUCCGGAGAAUGGACGACAAUGGAAAUGGAGUAUUGAGUUUCGAAGAAUUCAAGAAAGGUCUUCACGAUUCAGGGUUUGAUCGAAGCAUGGAUGAUUUUGAAAUGGAAGAACUUUUCCAAAUGUUUGACAGAGAUAACUCAGGUGCCAUCAGUUAUGAUGAAUUUUUGAGAGCAAUAAGGCCAAAAAUGUCACAAAAUCGUUUAAAAAUUGUGGAGAAAGCUUUCAGCAAAUUGGACAGAACAGGCGAUGGAGUCGUUACCUAUCACGAUUUGAAAGAUGUUUACAAUGUCAUGUAUCAUCCUUUCUAUCAGAACGGUCAGUUGACUGAAAAGGAACUGUUUCUGCGGUUUUUGGCGAAUUUUGAAGUUGGUGGCAAUCCAGACGGAAUAGUAACAAAAGAAGAAUUCAUCGAUUACUACACAGGAGUGAGCGCCAGUAUAGAUGAAGAUGCCUAUUUUGAUCUGAUGGUGCGAUUGGCGUGGAAGUUGUAAAAAUGUGCGGGACAGCCACACACGUUUUUCCUUCACAUUUUGGAAGGAAAUAUAUCUCCUUAAAAAUGGAAGUUAUUCUACCAAUAUACAUAAUAUGUAUUUAUGUUAUUGCAAGAAUCCAAUUUUUUUUACGAGAGAAAAACAAAGACAAAUUACUCUUGUCACCAGACAAACAUUAUAAAUUUUAACCAUUUAAUUUGAAAACAAAUCAUCAGAUUACAGAAAGUUUGUAAAUCAUAUACAGAGUCCCAGGAGAAAAAUUGUCGUCUAAAUGAAUAUAUUAUUAUAUAUGCAAAGUGAAAUAUUGGCUAAGUUCUCAUUUUCUUAGGAAUGGCAUAUAUUGCAUGUAUAUUUAAAAUAAUUUGUUGCAUUCUUGCUGCAAAUGGAAUGUUCAUUUUUCUUUUCUGUGGAUAUCAAGCAUCACUGGAAAGAUAUAAAGAAUGUUUAAAGAAAUGAACAUGAAAGAACUGCAAUAGAAUUUAUUGUAUCUGCAUUGCAAAAAAGUCUUUAUACUUUCAUUUCACAAGGAAAACGUCUUCUUAAAAUUGACUAUCUUUGGUGCUUGUGUUAAAUGUAGUCAAUCAUUAUUAAAUAAGUCGGUUGUAAUUUAAUGUGAGUUACUCUCAUUUGCAUUUAGUUAUGCGUUUUGCGCAUAGAAGUUGCUUUUCUUAUAAU